CUGGUCGGCGUCUCCUCGUCGCACAAGUCACCACCGCGACCGCAUCUCCAUCUGGGCGUCCUCACCAUGCCGAUCCGGCGCCAGCGCUAGGGUUAGGGUUUCCGCUUCGCCUUCACUGCCAUGGCUCCAAACGACGCUGCUACCACCGCUCCGUCCGAGCCGGAGAGCGUCGGCGGCCGGAUGAGCAGCGAGGACACGGUCGCCACGAGGCCGCUCCUCUCGGCGCCCUCCCCCUCCCCCUCCGCAGCUUCCGCGGCUCCGGUGCGGGAUAGCAUAGAGGAGCUGGACCGGAGGUACGCGCCGUACGCGCGGCGGGACGCGUACGGGCCGAUGGGCCGCGGCCCCGUGGGCGCGGUGGAGGCGUUCCGGCUGGCUUUCGCGGCGGUCGUACUCAUCCCACUCCGGGUCGUGGCAGGCAUGCUCGUCCUCGUGGUCUACUACCUCGUGUGCCGCGUGUGCACGCUGCGGGUGGAGGAGGAGCGGGAGGGCGGCGAAGGGGACGGGUACGCGCGGCUGGAGGGGUGGAGGCGGGAGGGGGUUGUGCGGUGCGGCCGCGCGCUCGCUCGCGCCAUGCUGUUCGUCUUCGGGUUCUACUGGAUCCCGGAGCACGACUGCCGCUUCGCCGAUGCCGAGGAUGGGCAUGCGGACCAGUCUAAAGAAAUGGAAAGGCCUGGGGCUAUUGUAUCUAAUCAUGUUUCUUAUGUGGAUAUUCUUUAUCAUAUGUCGGCCUCUUUUCCCAGUUUUGUUGCUAAGAGAUCAGUAGCCAGAUCGCCCCUAGUUGGUCUCAUAAGCAAAUGUCUUGGAUGCAUUUUUGUUCAGCGGGAGUCUAAAACAUCAGAUUUCAAAGGUGUUUCAGGUGCUGUAACUGAAAGAAUCCAGCGUGCUCAUCAACAGAAAAAUGCGCCAAUGAUGCUACUCUUUCCUGAAGGCACAACUACAAAUGGGGAUUAUCUCCUUCCAUUCAAGACAGGUGCUUUUAUUGCAAAAGCACCAGUUCAGCCUGUCAUUUUAAGAUAUCCUUACAGAAGAUUUAAUCCAGCAUGGGAAUCCAUGUCAGGGGCACGCCAUGUAUUUCUGCUCCUUUGUCAAUUUGUAAAUUAUCUAGAGGUGAUCCAUUUGCCCGUCUACUAUCCUUCUGAGCAAGAAAAGAAUGAUCCUAAGCUAUAUGCAAAUAAUGUGCGGAAAUUAAUGGCAGUGGAGGGAAACUUAUUUCUUUUAGACCUUGGGCUGGCAGAGAAGCGAGUAUACCAUGCAGCACUGAAUGGUAAUAGUCUACCUCGAGUUUUACAUCAGAAAGAUGAUUGAAAUGCCAUUCUAUCGUGCUUCCAUUAUACUGACAGCUGAGUGGUUUGCUUGUAAUUGUGUAUACAUGCUUGUGCAUUGUCAUGGCUGAGAGGAGUGUUGUGAAUAUCAUAUUGACAUAAAGCUGUAAAACAAUUUGCCAACUGCCAGUUCAGUAAUUAUGUCAGUUAUACUAAUACAUGACCGCUUCGCACAUUUGGUCAUUUGGAACCCUUUUACUAUCGCUUGUUCCACAAACUGAACCAUCUACCUGAUCUUCCCUGCAGGAUUGUUGUGUCAAAGCUAGUUUGGAUAAAAUUUGGAAAUGCUUGCUGUUAGUUUUUUCUAGUUGUACCUGUACCAUUGUUGUAGAGGAAAAGAAACCAGAUUUUGCCACCGAUCUUUCUCAUCAAAGACCAUCUGUAGAUGACCACACUGUUUUGCUGCAAGAAUCAGAUAGGCUUUUAAACCCGGAGUUUCAACAUAGGGAGCAAGUUUAGCGCCGAAUUUGCUAUUUUCUUAUACUCGUGUCACAGUUCAUGUUGGUAUGUGUUUUGAGUUAAUAUGAUGUACCUGAUGUAUUCGGUGACUAACAUCUAACAAAUAUAAUAGCUUUCUUUUUUUUUCUUCAA
Molecule: messenger RNA, 1913 nt
Organism: Panicum virgatum (switchgrass)
Lineage: Eukaryota; Viridiplantae; Streptophyta; Magnoliopsida; Poales; Poaceae
Product: lysophospholipid acyltransferase LPEAT1-like
Exons: 8
Coding region: 121-1305 (394 amino acids)
Biological process (GO): phospholipid metabolic process
Cellular component (GO): endoplasmic reticulum
Molecular function (GO): lysophosphatidylethanolamine acyltransferase activity
Source: RefSeq, a predicted model, not a curated record